GGGCAAGGCAAAGCCAGCCGUAGCUAUAUAAUCCCCAUGCCCGCACGCGGCAGCCUCGUCCAUUCUUGAUUCUUCCACCAACGCGCGCGGUCAACACAACCAGCUCGUCCGGAUCCAAAGCUCCGACGAUAAACUCCAUCGCAACACAUCUCGAUCGAUCCGCAAUCUUCUCUUGGCGCGCUUCCUGAACCCAUGGCUACCGUCGCCGGAGGAGCAGUGCUGCAGCUGCGCGUCCCGUCGGCGUUUGAGCCCGUGCGGCGGCGGAGGACGCAGUCGGUGAGAUGCGCGAGCGUGCGCGGGGCGAGGUCCGCGGGCGCGGUGGAGGAUGACCAUUACCGGACCCUGAGGCUGGCGCCGGGAGCCACGAGGCGCGAGGUCAAGAAGGCCUUCCACCGCCUCGCGCUGCAGUACCACCCGGACGUCGCGCGCCGGCAAGGAGAGGACAACGACCAGGGCAACGUGGAUUUUCAGAGGAUCAACGUGGCGUACCAGAGGGUGAUGGCCAACAUGCGGGAGGCGGAGGCGAGGCUCGAGUACUGGCGCGCCCGGUACGACCUCGCCGAAGAGGACCUCGACCGGUACCGGCGCCACCUGCACGAAGACGACGAUUGGUUCGCCGACUUAUGAAUGCUGAUGGAUCUCGGUCGCCAUGACAUGGCAGAGUUGGCAGCACUGUAAAUUUGUGAAAAUGUUGUCACCGUGUAGCUCUCCUCUCCUCCUGUUUUACUGUGUGGAAAAGGGUUACAGAAUUGCAUCCAGGGUUUGACAAUUGCACUUGGAGCCUUUCAUUUUCAUCGUGAGCAAUUUUAAUCGGAACUGUGGCUCAGGAUCGCCUCUUUCUUUUUCAGUCAUAGCGGCCCUAUCGCACUGGACGCUUGUACUGUAGUUGAAAUGGUUCAGUUUUCUGUACUGUUAACGCAUUGGCCAUUUGUUUUGUUUGAUCA
This is a messenger RNA of Lolium perenne, 944 nucleotides long. RefSeq lists its product as uncharacterized. The record is from RefSeq and is a predicted model, not a curated record. NCBI's taxonomy places the organism in Eukaryota, Viridiplantae, Streptophyta, Magnoliopsida, Poales, Poaceae.